Messenger RNA from Thecamonas trahens ATCC 50062, 1903 nucleotides. RefSeq lists its product as uncharacterized. The coding region runs from base 1 to 1650 and encodes 549 amino acids. The transcript has 2 exons. Lineage: Eukaryota; Apusomonadida; Apusomonadidae. The record is from RefSeq and is a predicted model, not a curated record.
AUGGACGGCGUGCUGCGGGCGUCCGGGUUUGGCCGGCUGAUGACCAAGCUGGGCCUGGCCGAGACGGACGAGGAGGCACGGACAAUGUUCGAGUGGCUUGACGUGGGGAGCAAGGGCUACGUGACCGAGCAGCAGUUUGUGAGCAAGAUGGGUCCGCAGGUUGCCCACGCGCUCGCUUUUGGCAAGAGCGCGGCGCACCAGGCCCGGAUCCAGCUUGCACUCAAGACCCAGUUGCAGUCGGUCAAAGACAAGCUGGUUCACCUCGACGUGUUUGAUGCCGACGCCUGCCGCGACGAGGCCAUCGCCCACACCCACGCCGACGAUCUGGAGGCAAGCAACAAGGCGCUUGCCGCGCAGCUUGCCGAAUACACCGCCAUGCUUGAGGCCGCCAUGGCCGAGUUAGACGACGACGACGCUGGCAAUGACUCACUGGUUGGCGGCAUGAUUUCAGAUGCAGGGACUAGAGGCGGAACCGGAUCGACCCACAGCAAGAGGUCGGUCCGCGACGCACUUGCCGCACGCCCCAGCACCCUGCGCAACGGCGAUGACGACGACGAGCUGGACUUUGACAUCGACCUCUCGGAUCCUACCUCGGACGAGCUACUUGGAGAGCUCUCGGAUGACAUCGAGCUCUCGGACGAGGUCGAGACCGAGCGACAGGGCCUCGGCACGUGGGCCCGGCAGGGCUUUGACGACGACAGGGACUACUUUGUGCUUUAUCAAAAAGCCCGCGGGCGGAUCCAGGCGCUCGAAGACGAACUCCUUCGGCUUGAGCUCGAGAACGCUGACCUUCAGCUCGAAGUGGAGCAGGCGCGGAUGGCCAAGACGGAGGCUGAGGCUUCCGCAGCAGCCGCUGCGUCAGCGCUGUCGCCGACGGCUCUCGAGUUUGCAGCCGAGGCUGCUGCCACAGACCAGGACCUGGUGGCGGCUGAAGAGAAACUGCGCGAGAGUCUGGCAAUAGAGCAAGAUGUCGGGACCGAGCUGGCAGAUGCAGAGGCGUCAGCUGACAGGGUGCUGGCAGACCUGGCUAGCCAAGGUCUGACGCCGGACUCGAACAGCCUCAUAGUGGCAGCGCUCAAGGCGCAGCUCGCCGAGGUUCAGACCAUGAACGCGUCAGACAAGGCGGAACUGGCCUCGCUCUCCGAGGCCAUUGCCGAGUCAAAUGGCUUGGUCAAGCAGCAGGCCGAGGACAUGGCGCGGCUUGAGGCGCUCCUUGCCGAGCUCGACGGGCGCAACCGCGAGCUCGAUGCCCGCAACCAGGUGCUCGAGCAGCGAGCCCAGAGCCUGCAGCACCUUGAAGCUGCACCCGACUCUGCGUCGGCCGCUGGCGUGCUCGCCGAGCAGCUGCAGAUGCGGACGGCAGAGGCCGAGGCACGGGCGCGGGCGGCUGAGGGCUCAAUCGCUGCCCUCGAGCGCGAGAACGUCCGGCUCAUGACUGUGCUCGAGGGCUGGAACGAAGAGUCGCAGGUGUGGAAGUCGACGCUUGCCACACUAACCCGAGAAAAUGAGACGCUGCGCGGAGCCUCGGUUCCACGCGCAGAGCACGACGCGGUCGUCACCAUGGCCAACGAGCUCGUCGGCGAAGUCUCCAAGCUCUCGGAGCAGCUGCGGCUCCGCGACGAGCGGCGCGUGAGCCACGACAAGCCGUAGCGGGCAAGACUACGAACGAGCUGAGCCGUCGUCGACGACCACGAUGCGGGCUUCGUACAGAGCCUGCGCAAAGUCCAGGGCUUCGUCAUGGUCGAGCUCGGGAAGAUCGUUAAGGAGGACAAAGUCCGGGUAGGCGUUGUCGAGCACCUCCAGAGCUGGCGCCAUCAGCAGCGGCAGCGUCAUCCGCGACGGCGGAUCAACGUUGAGCUCGGAGGGGUUGUUCGAGUUGUAGUAGAUCACAAACGAGUCCUCG